AUGAAGAAAUGGAAAUUCAAAACUCCUCCACCGUCUGAACCGUCGUGUCCAAGCAAUAUAACCAAACCUUCUAGAUUUAAACACGACUUUUUGAGCUCAACUUUCUUUCCUGUCUUUAUUUUUUUUUCUCCGGGUCGAAGAAACAACAAUUACACUGACGUUCCUUUUGUAAAGGUCGCUCUUUUCCUCCCCUCUCCCGGAACUUUAUUCUUUUCAGAUAUACUUUGUCAAGCCGCCAAAGUGGAGAGUGUCGUCGCACCAGGGGGUCCUUCUCGUUUCAGUGUAGGGGGAGGAGGUGGGGGUGCACCUCAGCACUAUCCCAAGACUGUCGGCAACAGCGAGUUCCUGGGGAAAACCCCAGGUUCUAGCGUUCAGAGAUGGGUACCUUCUCGAAGCACUAGACGAGAUGCCAACUCCUCCACCGAGAAAGGGCAAAAUGAUGCAAUCUUCAGAAAAGUUCGAGGCAUACUUAAUAAACUGACUCCUGAGAAGUUUGACAAACUAUGCCUGGAGCUCCUCAAUGUGGGUGUAGAGUCAAAACUUGUCUUAAAAGGAACCAUCCUGUUGAUUGUUGACAAAGCCCUCGAAGAGCCCAAGUACAGCCAGUUAUACGCUCAACUAUGUCUACGCUUGGCAGAGGAUGCACCAAACUUUGAGGACCCAACAGAAAAUCAAGGAUCACAGAAGCAGAAUAGUACCUUCAGACGGCUUCUGAUUUCCAAGCUUCAAGAUGAGUUUGAGAACCGCGCCAAAAAUGUUGAAACCUUUGACAAAAAUGACAACCCACUCACCUCUGAGGAGGAGGAGCAGCGUGCUAUCGCAAAGAUCAAGAUGCUGGGCAACAUCAAAUUCAUUGGAGAACUUGGCAAACUCAACCUCAUCCACGAAUCUAUCCUUCAUAAGUGCAUCAAAACACUUUUGGAGAAGAAGAAGAGAGUCCAACUUAAGGAUAUGGGUGAAGAUUUGGAAUGCCUCUGUCAGAUAAUGAAAACAGUGGGACCUAAGCUUGAUCAUGACAAGGCUAGGUCUUUGAUGGAUCAGUACUUUCACCGCAUGCAGUCCUUAACGACCAACAAGGAACUGCCGUCAAGGAUUCGUUUCCUGCUGCAGAAUACAGUGGAGAUGCGAGAGAACAAAUGGGCUGCUCGCAAAGCGUAUUCUGAAAACGGACCAAAGACUAUCAGCCAAGUUCGUCAGGAUGCAGUAAAGGAUCUGGGUGUUUUUAUUCCACCUCCGACUGAUGGAAUGAGGAAUGGAUUCUUCAUGGAUAACGCCUCCUUCCUGCAAUCAAGGAUCAAGUUUGACAGGGAAACUCUGGGUGGGCUGGCUGAUAUGUUUGGACAAAUGCCUGGAAGUGGCAUUGGUACAGGUCCAGGAGUCAUUCAGGACCACUAUUCUCCUACAAUGGGGCGUCAUCGCACAAUCCCGCUCUACAAUGGCCACAUCGGAAAUGGCAACAGUUCACACCAGCCUCAGUAUGAAACGGGAAGCAAACCAUAUAUAAAACCUAACCAGGGGCAAGGCUCUCCCGUUUUCAACCACAAGCAGAAUCACUCAGUGCAGAUGCAGUCUAAGGAUAUGGCGCCACGAUUCAGCAAGAAGGGGAAGGUCAAUGCUGAUGAGAUCAGUCUGAGGCCAGCACAGUCCUUCAUCUUGAGCAAAAAACAGAUGCCAAAGCUGCAGCCACAGAUGACUAUGAUUCCUCCAAGUGCUCAUGGUUCCCCUCUUGGACAGGCUCCACAGCUUGGCCUGAAAACCAAUCCUCCUCCGAUUCAGGAAAAACCUGCUAAAUCCACUAAAAAGGCUCCUCCUACAAAGGAAGAGUUGCACAAAAUGACUGAGACAUUAGUGGCAGAUUACCUGAACAACAAGAACAUCAAUGACGCAAUUAACGCUGUGAAGGAGAUGAGAGCUCCUAAGCACUUUGUGUCCGAGAUGCUGAACAAGAUCGUGGUCUUUUCACUUGAUCGUUCAGAUGAGGAUAAGGAACAUGCAAGCACCCUGGUCUCUACACUCUGCAAUGAGGGCCUUGCCACUGGUGAAAAUCUACUGCAGGCCUUUUUGAGUGUUCUGGACCAGUCCAAGAUCGAGGAAGAAGUACCGCUGGUGAAGUCCUACCUGGCACAGUUUGCAGCACGGGCAAUCAUCGCUGACCUGUUCAGCAUCACAGAUUUGGCCCAUCAGCUGGAGGACGGUGCACAUUUCCCACUGUUCUUGCUCUGCCUGCAGCAGAUGGUUAAACUGAAGGACCGCGAUUGGCUGGCUGACCUGUUCCAGCAGAGCAAGGUCAACAUGCAGAAGAUGCUACCCGAAAACGACCAGAACAAGGACAAGAUGCUGGAGAUUCUGGAGGGCAAAGGUCUCAGCUUUUUGUUUCCACUGAUGAAACUGGAGAAGGAGCUGCUGAAGCAGAUCAAAGUAGAUCCCUCUCCACAGUCGAUCUACAAGUGGAUCAAAGACAACAUCUCUCCUAAACUCCACACUGACAAAGGCUUUGUCAACAUCCUCAUGACCAGCUUCCUGCAGUACAUUGCCUAUGAGAUCAACCCCGAUGACGAUGAAGACCAGCUCUCAGCGCCCAGUAAGGAGCAGAUGAACGAGGAGAAGCAGCUGCUGCUGUCUUUCAAGACCGUGAUGCAGAAGUUCCUGCACGAUCACAUCGACCUGCAAGUCGCUGCGCUGUAUGCCCUGCAGGUCCACUGCAAUACCAAGGGUUUCCCCAAAGGUAUGCUGCUGCGCUACUUUGUGAACUUUUACGACAUGGAAAUAAUCGAAGAAGAAGCCUUCCUUUCAUGGAAAGAAGAUAUCACCCAAGAGUAUCCAGGGAAAGGAAAAGCAUUAUUUCAGGUGAACCAGUGGCUGACCUGGCUGGAGACCGCAGAAGAAGAGGAAUCUGAGGAAGAAGAUUACUGAGGAACAGGCCAAAGCCAUGUGUUAUCAGGAUGCAAUGAUUUUUUUAACUUAUCUCCAUGUGCUCCUCUCUGUGUCAACCCUCACUCUUUCCUCUCUUCUUGUUUUAUGAGUAUUUUCCAACCACUGUUACAAAUUCAUUCCACUAAGAGAUGUUUUACCAGAUCAAGCCAGCAUCACCACCAUGAUAGUCAUAUUAUAUUUAUGCUUAUCUUUCUAAUUUUCAAUCUAAUUUGAUGUCCAUCAGCAGAUAUUUAUAUACUUAUCAGGCUGUGUUUUCUUUAAUUGUAGGCAGUAUUUUGCAGGAAACUGUACCAGCACCAAAACCUGACCCAUUUUUAUCACCUUUUACAUCUAGUAGGAGUCACUAAGUGCUGCCAUAACUAUUUACUUACAAACUGUUUACAAAAGAGAAAAUGCUCUGACGUAUUGCAAAGAGACUUUUCUCGUUGUUUUAUCUGCAUUUGUUAAAUCAGAUUUUAGAUGCACUUUGCUCAACAUCUUGAGUCGUUGCAAUAGUAAGAUACACUUUUCCUUGAUUUGUCGAAACAAUCCUAAGUUGCAGUUGUUGGCUGCCGUAGUUAUAAUGGUUUUCUUGUGCUUGAGACUGAGCAGACCGUUUUGUCUGAAAACUCCUAACAAUCUGGAUUUGACUAACAAUAAUGGGCUGUUUGGUUUUGUACAGUGUGAGUUCGGUUUCCCACAUUUAGUUUAAUGAAUCAAGAGCUUUUUCUAUGUACAAAACUUUUGUGCUGUAAGGAAUGAAACUGUGUGGCCUUUUUAAUUUAUCAACUCAUAUGGAUAUACCUCUAAUGUAUCUCGGACUAUACUUGAAUGUCUCUGUUUUUAACAUCGAGACAGCCAAAGCUUAGUUUCCUGUGCAACAGUUGUUCACCACCAUGUGUGGAAGUUUUAUGUUGGUUUGCCAUAUUUGUCAAGUUUUUAAAUGGUCUUUUUUAUCUUCAUGAAAUUACAGAGAAUGUACUGUAUGUGUACACUUUUUCCUUCUCUUGGGGUGUCACUGUAAUGUUGAGUGCAAGAAGUUCAGUGUACAACUACAGAUCAACCUUAAAUAAAGUUUAACAGUCA
This is a messenger RNA of Epinephelus moara (kelp grouper), 3999 nucleotides long. RefSeq names its product eukaryotic translation initiation factor 4, gamma 2a (gene eif4g2a). The transcript is spliced from 22 exons. Gene Ontology annotation, cellular component: eukaryotic translation initiation factor 4F complex. The record is from RefSeq and is a predicted model, not a curated record. Bases 1 to 2913 code for a protein of 970 amino acids. NCBI's taxonomy places the organism in Eukaryota, Metazoa, Chordata, Actinopteri, Perciformes, Serranidae. Gene Ontology annotation, molecular function: mRNA binding; protein binding; translation initiation factor activity.